AUGCAUUUCGAGGCGGCGUUCGUGCUGCUGAUUGCGCUCGGCGCUGCAUCGGGACGCUAUUUGGGCAAGGAAAUUGGACCUCUUUCGCAACUCCAUCAUGGCGUGCGGGGUACCGUAUACGCUGUGGACUCACGCACACUGUACCUUCACGACUUUCACUACGAUGGCGAGGGACCAGCGGCCUUUUUCUACGUGGGAACAUCGAAAAGCGUGACCGCGACGGGAGCGAUCCGACUACGAGACGAGCGCGGAGGCACGGGACCCUUGCGGCGGUACCGCGGCGAGGGACUGACGCUCUCCCUCCCUGAUGGGAAGACCCUACGCGAUGUCACUUGGUUCUCCGUCUGGUGUGAUGAAUAUUCGGUGAAUUUUGGAAGUGUCAACAUCCCCGCCAACUUUGACUAUCCUAAGCCAGCAAAGUUGAAUGCGUUGCGCGGAGUGCACGGUGUCUCAUCUGAGCCUAUCGUGGUUGUGGACGCGCAGACUCUCCUCAUUCCCAACUUCUCUUACGAUGGAGAGGCUCCUGAUGCAAAAUUCUGGGUGGGUCGUGGCGACAAGCCGUCACCGCAGGGCAUCCGCAUUCCCGACGAGAACGGCAAGGAGACCCCGCUGCGCAAGUACGACAAGAAGACAAUCGUCCUGACGCUACCUGGGGAGCUGACAGUAUUCGAUAUUGGCCACUUCGCGGUGUGGUGCGAGGCGUUCACCGUUAACUUCGGUCACAUCACGCUGCCGCGAACGCAACUUGCCAACGUGCCGCCAAGCCUCAAGAUGUUGGGAGUCUCUCCCCAGAGUCGCAACAAAGCCCUGGUUGGUGGCGCUGCACCCCCUACGUCUGAAGCUCGACCCACUUCACCCCGCAAGUUCAAGCCCAUCGCUCGCCUUGACGCAACCACGUACCGUCCCUCGCGCCUUGGAGCCGGUCCACUCGUGGCACUUCUCGAACAAGCUGGCUCACAUUCGCAACACCGUAGAGCUGAUACCUCCUUGCCCUCUCCUGAUCAACUAGUUACAAACCCAAAUAUACAAAACUCCAGGGAGAAAUAUCACCAAAAGAAUGAAAUGCAUAAAGAAUGGAAGCCUCAAGAAGCGGGUUAUUCUAAUCAACAAGAUGCUUUUUUUGGACAACAGAAAAAUGAGCCUCAAUAUCAGCCACAAACUCAGUCGACUGAUGACUAUUACUAUCAGGAACAGUUGUUGAAUAGACAAAAUCAAGAGUUAUUACGUCAACAAGAACUGUACGAACAACAACGAAGGGCUUAUGAACAGGAUAUUCAAAAAGAGCACUAUCGUCAGCUUGAGCUUCGACAACAAGAGCCUUAUAAGUAUCGUUUUUUGCAAUACACAAACGAUGGUCAAUCUCAAAACCACCACGUUCCUGGCGAUGUGACGAUCCAAAGGAGCAUUGACCUUGACCCAUCAAAACUGAAUUGCGAGGUGCUGCACGACGAGCUGGCGUUUGAAGUGCGAUGGGCUAUCGCCGGAGACAGCAUCGUGUUGCAACUGGUGGCCAGACUUGAGGACGACGAAUACAUGUCGUUCGGUAUCUCUGGCAACCCAAAACACUCCCAGAUGGUGGGUGGUGAUGUGGCCGUGGCCUGGGUAGACAAGUCGACUCUCAAAGGCUACUCUGUUGACUAUUACCUGGACGCCAAGAGUCAGUGUGCUGGCGUACACGGAUCUUGUCCCGAUGAGAGGCUUGCUGAAAAUACAAACUCAAUCCGGCUGCUGAACGCAGCUCUCGUCAACGGCUACUCCAUAGUGACGUAUCAGCGUGCGCUGAAGGCCGCUGACAAACUUGAUCUGCCCAUCUACACCAAUGCCAGCCAGACUAUUAUAUGGGCGAUUGGACCUCUUAAUUCACUUGACGAAGUGUCUUAUCAUCAUCACUACACCAAGGGUGACAGGUUCAUAGAGUUCGGAAGGGCUCCAGUGUGGAACUGCCCCAUGCCGGAAGGUGAGGACGAGCCCCAACAGCACGCGCAUAACACCCAGCCGCCCCACCACGCUCCACACAAAGAACAUGAGAGUACAGUAAUUAAACCCAAUCCAAUACCAACUCCGAAACCAACCGCGAAGGUUACGCCCUGGGAAAUCCCCGGCAUCCAAUGCUAUGAGCCUCCAGAUGGUGUCUUCUACGCGCAAAUGGGACCCACUGGAGGGAAGCAAGGCUACUCCGCAAUAACAGGUCAUGUUGGCUGGGGAAUCUCAUGGUACAUCAACGGUCUGCUGAUCCCGGAGAUCACGGUGGUGCGCGGCAACAAGUACACCUUCGUAGUGGAAGGAGGCAACAACCCCGAAGUUCCAGCUCGGUACCAUCCCUUCUACAUUACCAAUGACCCUGUUGGUGGCUACUACCACAAGACCGACGAGGAAAAAAAGGGGGUGGAAAUCUACGCGGGAGUCCGACGCACACGCAGUGGUGAUUUGAUUCCAACGGGCGUAGGGCGCCUUUGUAAUUGGACGCCAGAUAAUUCCGGACCAGAGGCCGACGAGUAUCCCAGCUUUGGAGCUUAUCAACGCUCGCUCACACUCGUCUGCGAAGAAGGAAACCCGGGCGUCGUCACUUGGACCCCCGAUAGAAAUACUCCGGAUACUGUUUACUAUCAGUGUUUCACACAUCGUUAUCUCGGUUGGAAGAUAAAUGUAGUAGACGAUUGUGAUGCUGCAGAGGCUGAGGAAAGCAGAAUAAUCGAAAGUGUCGCUCUUCCAGGGGAUUUGUUUAGUGAGGAGUCUAUACAGUAG
This is a messenger RNA of Parnassius apollo (apollo), 2745 nucleotides long. The record is from the annotation of a GenBank genome assembly. NCBI's taxonomy places the organism in Eukaryota, Metazoa, Arthropoda, Insecta, Lepidoptera, Papilionidae.